UAUUGUCAAUUGAUAGCAUAAAGGCUCACUCUGAUAAACGAGCUUUACUUACAGUAAAUUUCAGUAUUUAUUGUAGGUUUAUUUAACAUUUCUCAUAUUUAAGUGUACGGAAAUUAAUCUAUCAUGUUAUUUACCGUACUCGGAGUAAUUGCUCUCUUCCUGAGAGAAAGAACCAUCAAAUCCACCGUCUCAGGUCAAGAAGAAAGAUUCGACCGUCAGGAAGGAUUGGUCACGGCACCCCCAGUGACUAACAGUGAUGGUCGAGAAAUCGGUGACUGGUGUGAAGAUUCAUCUUUGCAUCUGGAGGAACAGAUCAAUGUUCAGACUGAGGAACCGUCACUGGAGGAACCUGUUGAUGAUCAUAGUGAAGAACAAUCACUGGUAGAGCCUGACAGAGUUCACGGUGAAGAACAAUCACUGGUAGAGCCUGACAGUGUUCACGGAGAAGAAUCAUCACUGGUAGAGCCUGUCAGUGUUCACGGUGAAGAACAAUCACUGGUAGAGCCUGACAGUGUUCACGGUGAAGAAUUAUCACUGGUAGAGCCUGUCGAUGGUCACAGUGAGGACUUAGCCAGCUCCUCCAGCAGUGAUGAUGUUCCUCCAAACAUUUUCUACGCUGAGUCCAGCAGUAGUGAUGACUUCCCUCAAGAGUUUUACUCAGCCGGAUCCAAAUGUAGUAGUGAGCUCACAGCCAGCUCCUACAGCAGCUUCUUCUCUGCUGAGUCCGGCUGUGGUGAUGACCACUCUACAGAUUUUCUGUCCGCUGAGUCUGGCUGUGGUGAUGACCCCUCUACAGAUUUUCAGUCCGCUGAGUCUGGCUGUGGUGAUGACCCCUCUACAGAUUUUCAGUCCGCUGAGUCUGGCUGUGGUGAUGACCCCCCUCCAAAUGUGGUCUCUGCUGAGCCUGGCUGUAGUCAUGAAGACCCUCCAAAGGUGGUCUCUGAAAAGCCCGGCUGUAGUCAUGAUGACCCUCCAAAGGUGGUCUCUGAAAAGCCCGGCUGUAGUCAUGAUGACCCUCCAAAUGUGGUCUCUGCUGAGCCUGGCUGUAGUCAUGAUGACCCUCCAAAUGUGGUCUCUGAAAAGCCCAGCUGUAGUCAUGAUGACCCUCCAAACGUGGUCUCUGCUGAGCCUGGCUGUAGUCAUGAUGACCCUCCAAAUGUGGUCUCUGCUGAGCCCGGCUGUAGUCAUGAAGACCCUCCAAAGGUGGUCUCUGCAAAGCCCGGCUGUAGUCAUGAUGACCCUCCAAAGCCCGGCUGUAAAGCUGCCGCUCAAGGUGCAACCUGUCAGACGAAGGGCGCUGUUCCACAUCAUCCAAAACAGCUGAAUUAUAGAAACACACACAUCAUGGAUAUCAACUUCAAGAUGUAUGAAAUUGGCGCUAAGCUGGGCAAAGGAGGCUUUGGAACCGUUUACACUGGGACCCGUAUAAAAGAUCGCCUUCCGGUGGCAUUAAAAGUGGCUGACUUCAAGGUUAAGCAAUUCAUCCAAGUUGAUGAUUUUCUCCAGCCACUUCCAGCGGAGAUCGCUCUGCACUUUCUUGCCUCUAAAGGCCCCAAAGCUAAACCAAUUGUUAAGCUUCUGGACUGGAAAGUGGAGGCUAAUCGUUACUUACUAGUCCUAGAGCGGCCCGUACCCUGUGAGAACUUAUGGGAAUUUCUAUGUAAAUACGACGGUAGAAUCCCAGAGAAGAUAUUAUGGAAAAUCAUGUUCCAUACAACAAUUGCAGCUGACAUCUGCUGCAAACGUGGAGUGCUUCACCGCGAUAUCAAGGCUGAGAAUUUGCUGAUUAACCUGCGGACCCAUCAAGUCAAACUGACUGACUUUGGGUGUGGUGAACGCCUUACUAGGAGCUGUUACAAAGAGUACUGCGGUAAGUAAAUCCUUCAAAGCUCUAAGGAGCUCUUGUGAUGGGGCAAGGGUCAUUCACAUGAGACUCUUAAAACAUCCGCUGUUGUUUAUCCAUACCAGGGGUGCCAAAGCUCAGUCCUAGAGGGCCGGUGGCCUACAGAGUUUAGCUCCAACUUGCUUCAACACACCUGACAGGAAAUGUCUAAUAUACUUAGAAAGAGCUUGAUUAGCUCGUUCAGUUGUGUUUAACUGGGGCUGGAGCUAAACUCUGCAGGACACAGAUCCUCCAGAACUUGGUUUGGGCACCCCUGAUCUACACUGUUGUUUGUGGAAAUUUAGAUGAUGUGCUAAUGGAAACAAAAUCUCUUUCUUUCAGGCACACCACAGUACUGCCCUCCCGAGUUCAAUAGCACUGGCUUAUACUACGGGGAGCCAGCGACAGUGUGGUCACUCGGGAUUCUUCAGUAUUUGCUAAUGUUCAAAAAAUUUCCAGACUACCAUGACCUCCAAAACUUGACUUUCACAAAUUUAGGGCAAUAUGGAUGGUCAAAAGGUGAGAUCUUCACUUCAGCUAAAGAUGGUU
Molecule: messenger RNA, 2431 nt
Organism: Danio rerio (zebrafish)
Lineage: Eukaryota; Metazoa; Chordata; Actinopteri; Cypriniformes; Danionidae
Source: RefSeq, a predicted model, not a curated record